Molecule: messenger RNA, 1641 nt
Organism: Chaetomium globosum CBS 148.51
Lineage: Eukaryota; Fungi; Ascomycota; Sordariomycetes; Sordariales; Chaetomiaceae
Exons: 2
Coding region: 1-1641 (546 amino acids)
Source: RefSeq, a predicted model, not a curated record
AUGAAGGUCUUCAACAUUUUCGUCCUUUCUUACGUGUCCACUGUGUGGGCAGGCGGGUAUCAGGGAUGCCUGGAACAACUCCUCCUGUUUAAAACUUACCAGAUUGACGAACUCAACGACGAAAAAGACAGAACAAUCGGCUUCACGUGCGCCAAGUGGAAUAAGGAGAAGAAAGUGUGCGACGGCGCUUAUCAACCAUGUCGACCGGCGAGAAAGGGAGCCACCCGACACAAUUACGACGAGUUGAUUGUUCACUUGGGCAAGGCACAUGUGGGGAAAGGAUGGUCCGUCCUGGACGGCGAUGGAAAACUGGAUGUCGACGAAACGGCUUUAGCAACGUUCAAAUUAUACGAAUCCCGCCCAAAGCCCCCCAGCGCACCUCUGAUUCCCAACUUCCAGCCUUUCUCUGCCAUGGCAGGCGACACGCACGAAUGGAGCGACUACGGCACCAAGCUCGGGGAGAAAGUCAAUGAUACGUUCAAGGCCGUUAAAAAGACAAAGGACAACGAACAUCUCUGGGAGGCCUUCGACAGGACCAGUGAGAAAGUCAGGAUUGCUCGCGUGGGAGACCAUGGCCCAUAUCUCUACCAAGCGGCACUGGAGAAGCUGGGCGGCGCGAUGGCAAUCUACCAGCAAGACUUGGGCAAGAAUCCCGUGACCGGAGAGAUGUGGAAGACUGUGGAUUGGGAAGAGACGGCUCUCAAAGCCAAGGCCAAGGGCAUCAUGGAUGCGGAGAAGCAGAUUCACGACUUUCUUAAUGUGUUCUACCACGGGGGGCAGGCGAGGGAACACUACCAGAUACCCGAGCAGAUCGAUACCUUCAUGGUCAGCGACAAAGUCGACAAGUACUUCAAGUGCCAGGAAACCAUUUGUGACUACUACGACUGCGCCGCUCCCGUCGACAUGCCUGCGUGUCCCAAAUUCCAGUUCCCGCUCGAACUGCUCGAUCGCACGCCCAUCCCCAACGCCACCUUUACCGAUCCCGACGGCUUCUAUCGGGACCUCGCCGACACCUGGGGCAUCGACCGGGACUGGGUCCGCCUCGGAAAGCGACACAUGCGGACCAUCAACGGCUGCCAGUACGCAGGCGACGACGUGCUCGAGUGCCAGGACCGCCAGGAUAACUGGUUCCGGGGGUACCCCCUCCCGGACGACGCUAAGAUCGACGUCUAUAACCCGAAGCAGAUCCUCGGCGAUUCGUUUGCACGUGUCAGCGAGAUGCUGGAGCGGUUCCGCAUCGUGCGGCGGUUUGCCCAGUGGGACGAGCUCAUGCUGGUGUCGGGUUUGGUGGAUGCCCCGUCGUUGCCGGCGUUCGCGGCCGAGGAGGCCAUCGCGAGUAUGAAGAGGAUUGUGGACAUGGCGGAUGAUAUUGCCAAGGCGCAGCGGGGGGAGUUUAUUCUUGGGUUCUUGACGGACUUGCUCUUUUGGAUUCCGUUUGUCGGGGAGGCGGUUGGGGCGGUGGGGCUGAUGACGGCGCGCACGCUGCUUCGCUUGAUCGGAUCGGUGGGGGAGGCGGGCAUGGCUGUGCAUGAUGUGGUGGACGAUCCUGAUAACGCGUUUAUGUCCGUUUUUGGAUACUUGAUGGGAGCGGGGUGGGGCGUGCCGGCUUCAGGAGGGCGGCUAUCUCGAAACGGGGCAUGA